UUUGCCGGUGGCUAUGCUUACCUCAGCUGCUGGAGGAGUAGAGAACCUCCGCUGUGCUGCGUUGUUUGCGGCGUGAAUUCGGGGCGGUUUCUCCAGGGUUAGGGUGGUGGGUAAGGCACUCGGUGAUAUGAACCCGUUGGGGCUUUAGUUUCCCUGCUGCUGCCUCCACCGUGCCCCAUUGGGGUAUUCUAGUGUCUGAGAAACUCGAAGUUGGAGCUAGAGGCGCGCACUUCACUAAGGGGUUUUACUUCACGAGAAAUGUAACCCAACAGGCUGGAUUUUAACUUGGGAGAUCGGAAACCAGAAGCCUCCUCCCUGUAGGCGAGAGAGGAGACGUCACCUGAGGAGAAACGGCCUGACAAGAGGCGUUCUGUCGGGAAACCUCAAAAUCCUGUUCGUGAAGUCUCUGCGUGAACGCUGCGGCUGCAGUUCCCCUUGAGACAUAAUAAUAGCAGUUACAUUUUCGGGGGCUCUCACUGUUGUCAGUGCCCUCCAGCCAGAAACCACCGAGAACACCCGUCUAGUUGAACAAAGCUGGGCUUAUUGUCUCCUUGUAAGAAGGGGAGGCACAGCAUGAGGUGCAGGGGGGAGCGUCUCAGGAAGAGGGUGCUGGAAAGUAUUUACAGGGUUUGGGCUUGUGUUAGGUAAUUUGGGGGAGGGUUCCAGGAAGCAGGCUUUCUCUCUGGAUUGGAUGCUAUCAGGAGGUGAAGAUACAGAAGCCAAAUUAUGGAGUCCACAAAAAGUAGUAAGAAAUCCAGAACAACCUACUGGAAUCUUCACUCUGGGCCGUUCUUGACACUCAGUAGCACCCCAGAUCUCCAGCUUCCCAAGAGCAUCUGAAACGCACUGCCUCAGUUGAUUGUGGCCUUGGCUUCACUGAAUAAGCCUGUUCCUUUGGUGUACACCAGAAGAAGUAACCAAGAGGCUCGUUUCAACAGAUAUGCAUUGAUACCUGCCUGUGAAUGGACCAAUGUGAUGGAGUUUGGGAAUAUAAAGAUGAAUGAGACCUCCCUUCCAGGACUUCACACACUAGUAGAGGAGGGAUAACUCACUCAACCUGGAGGUGAGGGCUGUAAGGAGGUAUUUUCUUGGAUGAGGAGGGAAAUGAAAAGUCUGAUAGGAUGGUUCUUCUUGGCUACUGUUGAAGGCACCUGAUCUCCUGCUCCCUGGAAGAGAAACCUGAAUAAAGACAGCCUGGCAGCAGAGAAGGGUUUUUCUUGGCAGUGGCUGCUUCUGACUUCAGAGCUGUGAGCACUGAGCUAGAAAGCAGUACAGAGAGAGAGAACCAGGAACUAAAAUGACACCAGGAAAUGGGAGACUCAGGAGAGAAAGGACCUGACUUUCUUCCCCUCUAGACGGUGUGCUUUGCAAGGUUCGUCUUUUCACCUGGACUGGGAAAGAAAACAAACCACCCAGCAUACUUCUGUGCCUUGCGUUUUGACCCAGCCCACAGAACGACUGGAAGAAUCUUUGCAGACCCACCAGAGAUCCCCGGAUUCCACUUGCAGAACCACUGAUCUAAAAAGCGACAUCUUGAUUCUUUUGAUCUGGAAUUAUCUAUUAUUGACCACAGAAAGCUGCUACUGACGAUUCCCGGAGCAGGGCCCUGUACAGUGAGAGGCCUCCCGAGAUGGAUGUCACCCGCCUCCUUCUGGCUACCCUGCUGGUCUGCCUGUGCUUCCUCACUGCCUACAGCCACCUGGCACCUGAGAAAAAGCCCAGAGAUGAAAGGAGGCUGAGGAGCAACUCUUCCAUGAACCUGUUGGAUUUCCCUUCUAUCUCUAUUGUGGCACUGAACAAGAAAUCCCAAAAGAUCAGCAGAAAAGAAGCAGAAAAGAAGAAAACAUCUUCCAAGAAAAAGGCUUCGGUGAAGAAGGUGGCACGGCCCCGGCCCCCGCCGCCUGUGCCCUGCGUGGCCACCCGCGACAGCUGCAAGCCUCCGGCGCCCGCCUGCUGCGACCCGUGCGCCUUCUGCCAGUGCCGCUUCUUCCGCAGCGCCUGCUCCUGCCGUGUGCUCAACCCCGCCUGCUGAGCCCUACUCUGGGUGGCGGGCGGAGCGG
Hippopotamus amphibius kiboko is the source of this 2060-nucleotide messenger RNA. RefSeq names its product agouti signaling protein (gene ASIP). Gene Ontology annotation, cellular component: extracellular region. The record is from RefSeq and is a predicted model, not a curated record. The coding region runs from base 1631 to 2032 and encodes 133 amino acids. The transcript has 10 exons. Gene Ontology annotation, molecular function: melanocortin receptor binding; neuropeptide hormone activity. NCBI's taxonomy places the organism in Eukaryota, Metazoa, Chordata, Mammalia, Artiodactyla, Hippopotamidae. Gene Ontology annotation, biological process: positive regulation of melanin biosynthetic process; melanosome organization; hormone-mediated signaling pathway.